Blepharisma stoltei is the source of this 591-nucleotide messenger RNA. Lineage: Eukaryota; Ciliophora; Heterotrichea; Heterotrichida; Blepharismidae. The record is from the annotation of a GenBank genome assembly.
AUGGGAAUUUGGGGAUACUUGGCUAUUCUGAUUGGGCUUUGAUAUUUGGUGAAAUUUUUAUGGCCGCCUGCGAAGAGGAAAAAUAUUCUGGUUGUGCUAGGGAGCGGAGGCCAUACAACGGAAAUGACCACUUAUUUAAAAAAACUAGAUUUUUCUUUGGUUGAGAAUGUGGAUUUUAUAUGUGCUGAAGAUGAUAAAGUGUCCAAGGAAAAGUUCAGGCUGCAUUUUUUAAAUAGAGGGAGAUUAUAUGAGAUUUUCAGAAGCAGAAAGGUAGGGCAGUCUUAUAUUUCAAGUGUUUUUACGACGCUUUAUAGCUUUAUACCUGCAAUAUUUUUGGUAUUGAAAUUAAGACCUGACUUAAUUGUUACAAAUGGCCCAGGGACAGCUUUGCCAGUGUGCUACUCAGGCUUUAUUUUAAGAUUGUUAAGAAUUUCCAGGACGAAAAUAGUUUUUAUUGAAAGUUUUUGUAGAGUAAGGACUUUAUCUUUGGCUGGGAGACUGAUUUAUCCAAUAACUGAGCAGUUUUAUGUCCAAUGGGAGUAUUUGCAGAGAGAUAAUCCUAAGUGUAGAUAUAUUGGCUUAUUAGUCUAG